Messenger RNA from Pochonia chlamydosporia 170, 663 nucleotides. RefSeq lists its product as hypothetical. The coding region runs from base 1 to 663 and encodes 220 amino acids. The record is from RefSeq and is a predicted model, not a curated record. The transcript has a single exon. NCBI's taxonomy places the organism in Eukaryota, Fungi, Ascomycota, Sordariomycetes, Hypocreales, Clavicipitaceae.
AUGCUUGCCUUCAACGCCGCGACCGACCUACAUCGCCAGGCUAUGACGUGGGCAGAGGGAAUUUUAAGGCUCAAAAUACCAGAAGAAGAGCUCAAGGAACUUGAAAAACGAAAGGCUGCUGCUCUUAUUGCCGCACAGACACGUCUUCGGGACGGAUCGCUACAAGAGCCACACCUGCAAACUCUGGUGGAGUUGGUGUCGGACAUAACCCGCAGUCAAUGGCAACUCCUUGGCCAGUAUCAACAUAACGUAUUUGUGCAAUGCAAACAUAUACCGUCAGCAAAGAACGUGCAGCAGACGGAAACCUUCCAGGAGCCGCAAAAUACGGCGAAACAUGGCUCUAGGAGAACCACAACCAGGAAGAAACGCAAAGCAGCUGGUGUUUCAAGACAAAACGAUGCCCCAAAACUGGCGCGUACCCAUUUCUCAUAUCCAACCAAGGACCAUAUUAUACUUCCUUCUCGAGAGAGUGGAGGCAGAGGCUCUUCGAGUAGGGUUAAAUCUCCAGAAAUUGUCGAUGACGCGCCAAUACCUCGGCCCGGGAGGCAAACCAAAGUCCCAUGUCACAAACUGGAGGAUAAAAUUCCUUGCAGUGAAACUGCACCGAGCAAAGUGACUAAUGAUUGGGAUGACGACCCUAUGGCCAUAGCACGAUUAAUUUGA